AUGGGGCCUAUUCUUAUUGCUAGUAUUUUCUUCGGUUUUUAUUCGAGUGUUCUCUCCCAGACGCCAAAUCCGUGCAUUUUCGAGAACGGAGCCAUCGCUGCAAACUGGAGUGUGGCAAACGGAAUUGUUUACGUGGAAUUCAUCAAUAAAAAUCUUGCCAACAAUCAAUGGACAGGGAUAGCUUUUGGAGAUUUAUCGGGAAACCUCGAGACUGUGCUUAUGACGAUUCGGAACUAUCGAGUCUCACUCAAUACCGGUCUUUUGGCGAACUCUGGCUACGUGAUCUCUGUCGAUCAACAGCCCGAUGUGACGCCGAUUUUCCUCAACUACAACAUGAACCGUUUGACGGCUCGUUUCCAGCGUCCUCUCUCAGCCACCGGUCCACGGGGUUUCUCAUUGGAUAAUUGCGUCGAUUGGAAUUUUAUUUCUGCGUCUCCCCCUAGCCCAGGCCAGGGAGGGUGUCGGAGCGGCGGCGCAGGGAAAACGGUUAGAACUGGA
Molecule: messenger RNA, 498 nt
Organism: Mesorhabditis belari
Lineage: Eukaryota; Metazoa; Nematoda; Chromadorea; Rhabditida; Rhabditidae
Source: the annotation of a GenBank genome assembly